Fonsecaea nubica is the source of this 741-nucleotide messenger RNA. RefSeq lists its product as hypothetical. The record is from RefSeq and is a predicted model, not a curated record. Bases 1 to 741 code for a protein of 246 amino acids. The transcript has 2 exons. NCBI's taxonomy places the organism in Eukaryota, Fungi, Ascomycota, Eurotiomycetes, Chaetothyriales, Herpotrichiellaceae.
AUGGUCAAAAAGAGUUUGAGGUGGGACCCGGAAGUCGAGAGACAGCAGGAAGCAAAGGCUUCGAGACGGAACCCGCUUCCCCCUCCCCAGGAUGAACCACCUGCGCCGCCUGACCCACCGCUUCCAACUCACCAUCGUCCGACCGUCUUCAAUCUCGCUGGUAAAGACGUGUUUCAGAGGCGCGACGGAAAGCCUGGUUUCGGCGGAUCACUUCUACGGGUCACUAGGAUGCACCGGAAACGGGGCAACCAGGUGAUUUACCACGACUUGGCUGACUUCUACGAUGAUUUCCACACCGGCCAGAAUUUCCCAUUUAGACUGAAGCAGCACUUUUCCGGGGCGGUCGUUGCGAAAGGCUUCACGCUGAUCAGUCCCACCCAGCCGAAAGCGGCAAGAUACUUAGAUCCGUCACUGACACUGGAUCACAAAACUCCGCUGCAACGAGGAAAUGAGCUAGCGGGAAAAACUCCCCUGCAACGAGGAAUGGUUUGCUGUCGCUGGCAGUUUCCGGAGUGCCACCAGGUGCUUGUUGUCAGGGGGGGUGACCGGGAUAGCACACCGGAGCGUCAUGAGGCGGAUUACGGCGUGGACACAUACUACGAAGUGGUUGAGCAGGACGGUGUGUCCAUCGAGGAACAGACCAUCUUUUUCCUUUGCCGUGCUCUUGGGUCUGAUGUCUCGACCGAGGAAGAAGAGGUUCUGAACAAGCUACUCAAGAAGUUCCAACGGCAGAGCUUUUGA